AUGCAGCUGUGGGUGUUCUUCUUCGUGAUCCUCACCCUCAGCAGUGGCUCUCACUGCUCCCUGCCCCCCUCCAUGCCCCUCAGGAUGCAGCGGUAUGCAGAUGCCAUCUUCACCAACAGUUACCGGAAGGUGCUGGGCCAGCUGUCUGCCCGCAAGCUGCUCCAGGACAUCAUGAGCAGGCAGCAGGGAGAGAGAAACCAGGAGCAAGGAGCAAAGGUACGACUUGGUCGUCAGGUGGACAGCGUGUGGGCAGACCAAAAGCAGAUGGCGCUGGAAAGCAUCCUGAUGGCCCUGCUGCAGAAGCACAGACACCAGGAGCCCAGAGUUCUCACCAGCUACAGCCCUGUGGAGAUACAAGCAGUGGCAGGUCUGCAGGAAGAUGACAGGAGGGGAAUUCCCAAGGAUGAAGACUCCGCCUGUGGUUUAGGUUACCUGGAGCCAAAACACAACUGGAUCCAGUUAAUCCUAUUUCAUUUCUGA
Cynocephalus volans (Philippine flying lemur) is the source of this 480-nucleotide messenger RNA. It is a transcript of the gene GHRH, whose product is annotated as growth hormone releasing hormone. Lineage: Eukaryota; Metazoa; Chordata; Mammalia; Dermoptera; Cynocephalidae. The coding region runs from base 1 to 480 and encodes 159 amino acids. The transcript is spliced from 5 exons. Gene Ontology annotation, molecular function: growth hormone-releasing hormone activity; neuropeptide hormone activity; growth hormone-releasing hormone receptor binding. Gene Ontology annotation, biological process: positive regulation of cell population proliferation; positive regulation of growth hormone secretion; adenylate cyclase-activating G protein-coupled receptor signaling pathway. Gene Ontology annotation, cellular component: terminal bouton; extracellular region; perikaryon. The record is from RefSeq and is a predicted model, not a curated record.